Messenger RNA from Tachysurus vachellii, 1278 nucleotides. Its product is annotated as Ras-related and estrogen-regulated growth inhibitor-like protein. NCBI's taxonomy places the organism in Eukaryota, Metazoa, Chordata, Actinopteri, Siluriformes, Bagridae. The record is from RefSeq and is a predicted model, not a curated record. The transcript has 4 exons. Bases 97 to 756 code for a protein of 219 amino acids. Gene Ontology annotation, molecular function: GTP binding; GTPase activity.
UUAGUGCCAGUGCGCUGUGUUCAGAGCUCAUUCCUCGUUGUAUUAAAUUCCGCGUGGUUCUAAACUGUUUAUUCUCUGGCACACUUCACUAUCCAAAUGGUUGUCCAAGUUAAAUCGAACUUACCCCACUGCAGUAAAGCAAUGGACGGAAACCAGCAUAAAGUGGAAGCAAACGUCUUACUACUUGGAGCUGAAAAUGUCGGGAAAUCAGCUCUAACUGUGCGGUUUCUUACCAAAAGAUUUAUUGGUGAAUAUGGUAAUAUUGAGUCAAUAUACAGUCACAUUGACAAAAUUGAUGGGCGGGAGAUCUCCUUCAACGUCUGGGACUCCUUGUAUCCACAGAGCUGUGAGAGCUCUGAGUCAGUGAGUGAAGGACAGCUCCGCUGGGCAGAUGGCAUUGUGCUUGUCUACAGCAUCUGUGACCGCACCAGCUUUGAGGUUGUGCAGCAGCAGGUAGCACUUAUCCAGAAGCUGUCCUCUUCCUUAAGCUCUUCAGUGCCCAUGGUGGUGGUGGGCAACAAGAGGGACCUGCAGCAUCGCCGCGUUGUCUCAAGUGAGGAAGGGCGUCUGCUUGCCCUCUCAGCAGACUGUGGCUUCUUUGAGGUCUCUGCAGCUGAGGCAUACCAUGGCGUUCUUCUUGUCUUCCAUGGUCUUCAUGAGCUCAUAAAGGAGGCCAGGGGGGUCAAGAAAGGAGCGGCUGGAAUUAUGGGCAUUGUGAGGACUGUAUCAGCUGUCUUCAGCAAGAAAAGGGAGUAGGGCUUCUUUUUAGUGAAAGUUGAUGUUAUGACCAAUAUGUCAAUUCCCCAUGCAGGAAUAAUGGCCAGAGAGGGCAUGCAUGAUCUGGACAACCAUGGAUCCUAUUAAACAGGAGUAAUUGUUGAAACCAGGUUGUCUUUUUGUAAGUUGAGGCUGAGAUCCUAGAAGGUUUACUGAGAAGGAAAGUUGGUUUCUUCAUGUAUCUAAGCAGCCUCUGUAUAGUGUAAAGCCAGAGACUUUCUGAUCAUGGAGUGAUACAAGCCAAGUAAAGUGGGCUCAGAGCUGUUCUAAGAGUUUCAGAAGAAUAGGAGAUAUGUGCAAAUGCAUUUGAGGGUUAAAUGAAAGUGUGAUGUUAAGAAGACAGUAUUUUCAUACAACCCAUGUACCCUACUGAAGAGCUUUGUAAACAAGCUGAGGUUUCUUAUGUACCAAUUCUGAAGAAACUAUGUGCAUUUGAUUUUACAUGGAAAGUCCAUAUACUACUUUAUAAACAAUUGAAAAUAAAAAUGAUAUAAACAGCAA